Eptesicus fuscus (big brown bat) is the source of this 1264-nucleotide messenger RNA. RefSeq names its product sex hormone binding globulin (gene SHBG). The coding region runs from base 28 to 1263 and encodes 411 amino acids. The transcript has 8 exons. Lineage: Eukaryota; Metazoa; Chordata; Mammalia; Chiroptera; Vespertilionidae. The record is from RefSeq and is a predicted model, not a curated record. Gene Ontology annotation, molecular function: steroid binding.
GAGCCACAGAGAGGAGUUCGGCUGAUUAUGGAGUGCGGGGGCCCUCUGGCCAAAUCGUGUUGGUUACUGCUGCUGCUGCUGCUGCUGCUGCUGCCACCAUCUCAUAACCUCCAGGGACAGGCUCUGAGACAGACUCCCCCCACCCAGGUGCAGGAACAGCACAGGGGGAUCCAGGACCCUCCUGCUGUGCACCUCAGCAAUGGCCCGGGACAAGAGCCUGUCUCUAUCAUGAUCUUUAACCUCACCAAGAUCACAAAAACCUCCUCCUCCUUUGAGUUUCGAACCUGGGAUCCAGAGGGAGUGCUUUUUUAUGGUGAUACCAAUCCAAGGGAUGACUGGUUUGUGCUGGGACUUCGAGAUGGCAGGCCUGAGAUCCAACUGCACAAUCUCUGGGCCCAGCUUACAGUGGGCGCUGGACCCCGGCUGGAUGAUGGGAAAUGGCACCAGGUAGAAGUGAAGAUCCUUGGGGACUCAGUGCUGCUGAGGGUGGAUGAGGAAGACGUGCUGCAUCUGAGACAGGUCUCUGGGCCUCUGGUUAAAAGGCCCCAGCCCGUCAUGAGGAUCGCACUUGGGGGGCUGCUGUUCCCUGCCUCCAACCUCCGGUUGCCGCUGGUACCUGCCCUGGAUGCCUGCCUGCGCAGGGAUAACUGGCUGGACCCACAGGCCCAGAUUUCAGUGUCUGCCCCCACUAGCCUCAGAAACUGUACUAUAGAGUCCCAACCGGGGAUAUUCUUCCCUCCAGGAACUCGUGCAGAGUUCAGUCUCCAAGAUAUUCCUCAGCCUCAUGUAGAGCCCUGGGCCUUCUCUGUGGACCUGGGACUCCAGCUGGCAGCAGGCUCUGGCCACCUCCUUGCCCUGGGGACCCCAGACAACCCUUCUUGGCUCAGCCUCCAACUCCAAGAUCAAAAGGUGGUGCUGUCGUAUGGGUCGGGGCCAGGGCUGGAUCUGCCCCUGGUCUUGGGACUCCCUCUUCAGCUGAAGCUGGAUGUGUCCAAGGUGCUCUUGAGCCAGGGGCCAAAGAAGAUGAGCCUGGCUCUGCCUCCUGUGGGCCUUGACUCCCUCCUCAGCCUCUGGGCCCACCCCCAGGGGCGUCUCUUCGUGGGGACUUUGCCAGGAGAGGCCUCUUCUGCCUCCUUUUGCUUGGACGGCCUUUGGGCACAAGACCAGAGGCUAGACAUGGAUCGGGCCCUGAGCAGAAGCCAGGACAUCUGGACUCACAGCUGUCCCCAGAGCCCAGGCAAUGCCACUAACACCACCCAUUAAA